AUGGCAGCAGGAUCCCUGAGCAGUUGGGGAUCGGCAGCAACCAACAUUGGCGCUCCAGGGCCAUACCCUGCAGUGGUAGAGGGAAGCAGCCAUGGUGGGCCGCGUGCCGGGGGGGAUGCCAUGAACAACUGCACGGAUCAGCAGUACUGGGACACGCUCGUCUGCCAGUGCAUCCCCUGCAGCCUCGUGUGCGGGCCCCGCCUGAGGAGGUGUGCGGCUCUGUGCGAGUCCAUGGACUGCAACAGGAAACCCGGCUUCUACUACGACAAGCUCCUGAACUGCAUCAACUGCAGCACGGUCUGCGGGCAGCACCCCAAGCAGUGCGUCCCGUCCUGCGAAGCGGGUGUCCUGGGGGCCACCCCGGUCCCGGCCUCGGCGCCUGUGCUGGAGCAGAAGACGUACGCGGAGCAGGAGCCGUGGCUAGUGGUGUACCUGCUGAUGGGGCUCUGCCUCUGCGCCCUCCUCUGCUCCCUGCUCCUGGGCUGGACCCACCUGCGGAGGAAGGGAGAGGGGGUCUCCUGCCAAGACAGCGCUGGGACCUGCCACCGCAGGGAGGACUCCUCCAAAGAUCAUCUGGUGGAAGCAGGCAGUGUUGGUGAUGGAUCCACCGGCUGCAGGGUCCCAGAGCCGGUGGAAACCUGUGGCUUCUGCUUCCCUGGACAAGGCUCUGCUGUACAAGAGACCAAAUCGUGCCACAGCACCUCCUGUCACACUGGGGAAAGAGCUGCUCCCUCUCACAGCGGGAUCUGCAGCACGGGAAGCGCUGGGGCCAUUCCCAGCCCUGACGAUGGCCACUUCAAAAUCAUAUGUUCUCCUUCACAAGAGAAGACGCCCAUGGUGUGA
Molecule: messenger RNA, 843 nt
Organism: Strigops habroptila (Kakapo)
Lineage: Eukaryota; Metazoa; Chordata; Aves; Psittaciformes; Psittacidae
Product: tumor necrosis factor receptor superfamily member 13B-like
Cellular component (GO): plasma membrane
Source: RefSeq, a predicted model, not a curated record